AUGAUGUCGUACCUGAAAGUAAUGAUCAUAUGGAACAUACUUUGCUUAUCUCUGGUGAUUCUUUCACUGCCUCUGGUUCAAGAAGUGUCUUCUCAAGAUUUAUCAAGCUGUACAGGGAGAUGUGGGGAAGGGUAUUCUAGAGAGAAUGACUGCCAUUGUGAUUUUAACUGUCAACACUACAUGGAGUGCUGCCCUGACUUCAAGAAAGUCUGCACAGUGGCAGUAUCCUGCAAAGGACGUUGUUUUGAAGCCUUUGAAAGAGGAAGAGAGUGUGAUUGUGAUGCAGACUGUGAAAGAUUUGGCAAAUGUUGCCCAGACUACACGGAACAAUGUAAAGCAGUACACACAGAAAAGCCAACACCAAAUAUCCCUCCAGAAAACAAACCAACAGCUAAGGAACCAUCCAAAAAUGAGGAAGAGAAGCCAGAGGAAGUAACGCAGCCCCAUGAAGUUGUGGAAGUGACGAGUCCUGCUCCAACUACAGAACAUACAACCACGACUUUGCCACCUACUACAACAACAGCACCAACGACCAAGGCAGAUCCUCCCACCACCCCCAAACCUGAAGACACAACCCCAGAGGCACCAACAACCAAGGCAGAUCCUCCCACCACCCCCAAACCUGAAGACACAACCCCAGAGGCACCAACAACCAAGACAGAUCCUCCCACCACUCCCAAACCUGAAGACACAACCCCAGAGGCCACAGAGGCACCAACAACCAAGGCAGAUCCUCCCACCACUCCCAAACCUGAAGACACAACCCCAGAGGAAACAACAACCAAGGCAGAUCCUCCUACCACCCCCAAACCUGAAGACACAACCCCAGAGGAAACAACCAAGACAGACCCUCCUACCACUCCAAAACCUGAAGACACAACCCCAGAGGCCACAGAGGCACCAACAACCAAGGCAGAUCCUCCCACCACUCCCAAACCUGAAGACACAACCCCAGAGGAAACAACAACCAAGGCAGAUCCUCCUACCACCCCGAAACCUGAAGACACAACCCCAGAGGAAACAACCAAGACAGACCCUCCUACCACUCCAAAACCUGAAGACACAACCCCAGAGGCCACAGAAGCACCAAUGACCGAGGAAGAUUCUCCCACCACUCCAAAACCUGAAGACACAACCCCAGAGGCCACAGAAGCACCAAUGACUGAGGAAGAUUCUCCCACCACUCCAAAACCUGAAGACACAACCCCAGAGGCCACAGAGGCACCAAUGACUGAGGAAGAUUCUCCCACCACUCCCAAACCUGAAGACACAACCCCAGAGGAAACAACCAAGACAGACCCUCCUACCACUCCAAAACCUGAAGACACAACCCCAGAGGCCACAGAGGCACCAAUGACUGAGGCUGACUCUCCCACCACCCCCAAACCUGAAGACCCAACCACAGAGGCCACAGAAGCACCAAUGACUGAGGAAGACUCUCCCACCACCCCCAAACCUGAAGACACAACCCCAGAGGCCACAGAGGCACCAAUGACUGAGGAAGAUUCUCCCACCACUCCAAAACCUGAAGACACAACCCCAGAGGCCACAGAGGCACCAAUGACUGAGGAAGAUUCUCCCACCACUCCCAAACCUGAAGACACAACCCCAGAGGAAACAACCAAGACAGACCCUCCUACCACUCCAAAACCUGAAGACACAACCCCGGAGGCCACAGAGGCACCAAUGACUGAGGCUGACUCUCCCACCACCCCCAACCCUGAAGACACAAUCCCGGAGGCCACAGAGGCACCAAUGACUGAGGAAGAUUCUCCCACCACUCCAAAACCUGAAGACACAACCCCAGAGGCCACAGAGGCACCAAUGACUGAGGAAGACUCUCCCACCACCCCCAAACCUGAAGACACAACCCCAGAGGCCACAGAGGCACCAAUGACUGAGGAAGAUUCUCCCACCACUCCAAAACCUGAAGACACAACCCCAGAGGCCACAGAGGCACCAAUGACUGAGGAAGAUUCUCCCACCACUCCAAAACCUGAAGACACAACCCCAGAGGCCACAGAAGCGCCAAUGACUGAGGCUGACUCUCCCACCACCCCUAAACCUGAAGACACAACCCCAGAAGAAACAACUACCAAGGAUGAUGAUCCCAGUACCGCAAAACCUGAAGAUACAACCCCAGAGGAAACCACAACCGAAUCAGACCCUCCCACCACCCCAAAACCUGAAGUCACAAUGCCAGAGGCACCAAUGACUGAGGCUGACUCUCCUACUACUCCCAAACUUGAAGACACAACCCCAGAGGCACCAACAACCAAGGCAGACUCUCCUACCACCCCUGAACCUAAAGACACAACCCCAGAGGCCACAGAGGCACCAACAACCAAGACAGAUCCUCCCACCACCCCCAAAGCUGAAGACACAACCCCAGAGGAAACAACAACCAAGACAGAUCCUCCCACCACCCCCAAACCUGAAGACACAACCCCAGAGGUCCCAACAACCAAAGCAGAUUCUCCCACCACUCCCAAACCUGAAGACACAACCCCAGAGGUCCCAACAACCAAGGCAGAUUCUCCCACCACUCCCAAACCUGAAGACACAACCCCAGAGACACCAAUGAUCAUGGCUGACUCUCCUGCUACACCUGAAGUGGAAGAGGCAGAUCUGCCCACCACCCUUAAGGUCAAGAGGACUACACCUGCAGCCACUGAGGCUGACACCACUGCCACACAGAAAACAAAACCUAUUGAAGCAACAACUACUCUACCUGUACUAGUAAGAACUGUUAAAAAAGAUACAAGUACUCGAAGCAGUGAGUCUAUCACAACUAGAAAAGAAACAACAUUUUCGGAAACAACAUUUUCAGAAACAACAGAAGAGAAGAAAUCUACAGCUCCUGUAGUCAAACCAGCAACCAGCACGACCCCAAAAGAUACGACUAAAGAAGCAGAAAGGACAGUGGUGACUGAAUCUAGGACCACUGAGACUGUAACAAAAACUGACAAAAAAGAUAAAACAGCAGCUAAAAUUGUCACUACCCCUAAACCUGAAGUGACAACAACUAAAGCAGAAACAACUACGGUGAACAAAGAGCUAACAACACCCAAGAAAGACAAAAGCCCUGUACCUGAAGACAUUGUAACAACAACUAGGAAAGAUACAACUAUUGUAACUACAGUGAUAACAAGUAAACCACGUGACUCCCCAAAAGGUAAAGAUGACAUUCCAAAUACAAGUUCAACAACAACUAGGAAUGACACAACUGUUGUAACUACAGUGAUAACAACCAAACCAGGUGACUCUCCUAAAGGUAAGGAUGACAUUCCAAAUACAGGUGACUCUCCUAAAGGUAAGGAUGACAUUCCAAACACAAGUUCAACAACAACUAGGAAUGACACAACUGUUGUAACUACAGUGAUAACAACCAAACCAGGUGACUCUCCUAAAGGUAAGGAUGACAUUCCAAAUACAGGUGACUCUCCUAAAGGUAAGGAUGACAUUCCAAACACAAGUUCAACAACAACUAGGAAUGACACAACUAUUGUAACUACAGUGAUAACAACUAAACCAGGUGACUCUCCUAAAGGUAAGGAUGACAUUCCAAAUAAAAGCUCUACAGCCAAAGAAACUGUCACUACAGAGACUGAGUCAGAAACAACUACUGUGGACAAAAAGACUGUAACAACUGCAGCUACAACUCCCUUGUCCAAGCCCACUGUAUCAACAACAACUCUCAAAACAGAUUCAACUCCUAAACCCAGGGUGACUGUAACAACAACUAAGCAGACUUCAACAGCACCAGAUAAAGAGAACACAAGUAAUACUUGUAUUGUUGUAGAGAUAAGAGAUGGUAAAAAAGAGGUAAUGACCAUCAAAGAAACCAGUGUCACACCUGCAAAAGAGCCAAAAGAUACCACUGAAAAGACUCCUAGUACUGACAAACCAGAGGAAACUACAAACCCCAAAGAGACCACUACAAGAGGUAAAAAAGACACAAUAGAAGAAAUGUUUCUUGUUUCUAAAGGGACAUCCAAGCCAACUAUCCAAUUCCGAGAGGUUAUUGACACAACAGAUGAGCCUCAUCCAGCUGACCCUGAAACUCUGCCAGUGGAAGAAAAGCCGGAGAUAAAUAACAAACCUUUAAUACAAGUCCCGGACUUGCCAAUUUUAAUUGGAGAAACACAAGAGAAGAAAGAUGAGAAGGACCUGUGCAGUGGGAAGCCCGCAGACGGCAUGGUGGCCCUCCCGAACGGCACCCUGGCUGUCUUCCGAGGUCACUACUACUGGCUGCUGAAUGGCAGGAAUCCACCCACCACCAACCCCCGGCGCAUCAGGGACGGCUGGGGCAUCCCCUCCCCUAUUGAUGCCGUCUUCUCUAGGUGCAACUGCGAUGGCAAGACCUUCUUCAUCAAGGGCCCCCUAUACUGGCGUUUUACUAACGGUGUUAUGGAUAAAGGCUAUCCCAAACCUCUUGCAAAUGGAUUUGCAGGGCUAAGUGGGAAAAUAAUGGCAACUCUCCCUGUGUCAAGAUACAACAACAGACCGGAAUCUGUGUAUUUUAUCAAAAAAGAUGGCAACAUGCAACAGUAUGUGUACAAGCAAGAACCAGCCAAGAAGUGCCAAAGAAGAGCCCGAGUUACUAUAAGAUACCCAGCUUAUGUCCCAAGACUUGUGAUAAGGAGACGCUUCCAACGUGCAGUGAGAAUGCCAACUCUUAUUCAGACCAUCCGGAUCAACCCGCAUCCAUCUGGAUUUUUGCAUAAGGAAAUCAAACUGAACUCAUACUGGAAAGGGCUCCCAAAAGUUAUUCAUUCAACUCUGUCAGUACCCAACUACAAUAAACCCGAUGGCUAUGACUACUAUGCCUUCUCUUACAAUCGAUACUACAGCUUGGAUGUUGGCAAACGGAUAGCGAGACCCGUGACUGCUCUCACAGGCAAAACUGUCUCCAAGGACUGGUACAACUGCCCCAAGUGA
Messenger RNA from Colius striatus (speckled mousebird), 4941 nucleotides. It is a transcript of the gene PRG4, whose product is annotated as proteoglycan 4. The record is from RefSeq and is a predicted model, not a curated record. Gene Ontology annotation, molecular function: scavenger receptor activity; polysaccharide binding. Bases 1 to 4941 code for a protein of 1646 amino acids. Gene Ontology annotation, biological process: immune response. Lineage: Eukaryota; Metazoa; Chordata; Aves; Coliiformes; Coliidae. The transcript has 12 exons.